AUGGCCAUUGAGAUCACAGAUGUUGAUGAUGCAUGUUUAUGGGGACCAACCGUAGAGAAGAUUUUCAUCGAUAAUUUGGUUGAUGAAGUGAAUAAAGGAAAUAUGGCAAGUGGUCAAUUUGGCUCAAAAACAUGGGCGAAAAUUCUUGAGUUGCAAAUUAAAAGUAAGAGGAAAUACUUAAUUAAACAAAUUAAGCAAAAGUUCAAUAGGUUGCGCACUAAGUAUCGCGAGUUUGCUGAGUUGUUGAAACAAACUAGAUUUGGAUGGGAUCAUGAAACCAAUACUGUGGUUGCUUCUGAGGAAAUAUGGCAGAAUUAUCUAAGGUUCCAUCGUUCUGCUGCUUCAGGUCUGCCCAACACUGAUGAUGAAAGGGAAAUGGAGAAUGAAUUUGAUCGCAUAGACGCCCAUGAUAUUGAUGAGAAUGAUUCUACUAGUUGCUCUCGGCUUGUUGAUGAUGUUUUUAAACGUUCAACAAAAAAUUCAACAACUACAAGUACAGAGCGAAGAGCUAAGAGACAAAGAUCACAACAAAUGAGUGAUGCAAUUGUUGCAUGGACUGAGGUAGCUAAAGUAAGAGCAGAGGCCACUUUAGCUAAAGCUAAAAAAUACAAGAGUACAACCGAAGGAGGAGGAAGCCAAAAUCAUGAGUUUUCUCUCACAAAUUGUAUGCAAAUCCUCGAAGGAAUGGAAGAAGUCAGUGAUGAUGCCUACAUGAAAGCUGUUGAGAAAUUUAAGGAUCCAGAUUGGAGAGAGAUUUUUAUUAAUAUGUCUACUAUUAGAAAGAGAGCUUGGUUAGAUAGGCUUUGA
Humulus lupulus (European hop) is the source of this 807-nucleotide messenger RNA. RefSeq names its product L10-interacting MYB domain-containing protein-like. The coding region runs from base 1 to 807 and encodes 268 amino acids. The record is from RefSeq and is a predicted model, not a curated record. The transcript has 2 exons. Lineage: Eukaryota; Viridiplantae; Streptophyta; Magnoliopsida; Rosales; Cannabaceae.